Messenger RNA from Nymphaea colorata (pocket water lily), 1697 nucleotides. RefSeq names its product beta-glucosidase 44-like. The annotation marks the transcript as partial. Gene Ontology annotation, molecular function: beta-glucosidase activity. The transcript is spliced from 11 exons. The record is from RefSeq and is a predicted model, not a curated record. Lineage: Eukaryota; Viridiplantae; Streptophyta; Magnoliopsida; Nymphaeales; Nymphaeaceae. Gene Ontology annotation, biological process: carbohydrate metabolic process.
CUCUGCCCAUCUGAGAAGAUGAAGAGAUUCCUUUUCUUCUUCUUCUUCCUCUUAAUACAGUCUUCAGCCCAUAAUGCUGGUGAGAGAUCAUGGCUGAACUCGCAGGGAUUGGACACAGGAGGCCUGCACAGGGGCAGCUUCCCCAAGGGCUUCGUCUUCGGCACCGCGACGUCGGCUUAUCAGGUGGAGGGCAUGGCCAGCAAAGAUGGCAGAGGACCCAGCAUCUGGGACGUCUUCGUCAGGCAGCCAGGAAUUAUUGCUGGCAAUGCUACUGGAGAGGUAUCCGUGGAUCAGUACCAUCGCUACAAAGAAGAUGUGGACAUCAUGGUCGAUCUGAACAUGGACGCUUACAGAUUCUCUAUUUCCUGGUCCAGGAUCUUUCCAGAGGGAACGGGCAAAGUGAACCAAAAGGGUGUGGAUUAUUACAACAGGUUGAUCGAUUACAUGCUCGAGAAAGGGAUUACACCGUAUGCUAACCUCUACCACUAUGACCUACCGGAGGCACUGGAGCAGAAAUACAAUGGACUACUAAGCCGCAGAGUCGUGAAGGACUUUGCAGAUUAUGCGGAUUUCUGCUUUAAGACUUUCGGGGACAGAGUGAAGAACUGGAUGACUUUCAAUGAGCCAAGGGUUGUUGCUGCUCUUGGUUAUGACAAUGGCUUCUUUGCACCAGGAAGGUGCUCCCCACCAAAUGGCAACUGCUCAGCAGGAAACUCUACAACUGAACCUUACAUUGUCGCACAUAAUUUGAUUCUCUCUCAUGCUGCAGCAGUUGAAAGAUAUCGGACUAAGUAUCAGGCAGCUCAAAAGGGCAGGAUUGGUAUUCUUCUAGAUUUUGUGUGGUAUGAACCUCUCAGUAGGUCUAAGGCCGAUGCAUAUGCUGCUCAACGAGCAAGGGACUUCCACAUUGGUUGGUUCCUGCAUCCAAUUGUGUAUGGCGAAUAUCCUAGGACGAUGCAAGAUAUCGUUGCAGAACGGCUUCCCAAGUUCACAAGCAGAGAAAUAAAGAUGGUAAAAGGGUCCAUUGAUUUCCUUGGUGUUAAUCAGUAUACUGCUUACUACAUGUAUGAUCAGCAACCAACCACCCAGACACCAACAGGCUAUCAGAAUGACUGGCAUGAUGGUUUUGCUUAUGCACGCCAUGGGGAGCCAAUUGGACCGAAAGCAAACUCAUAUUGGCUGUACAUCGUGCCUUGGGGUAUCAAUAAAGCUGUUACAUACAUCAAAGAACGCUACGGAAAUCCAACCAUGAUUCUAUCUGAAAAUGGAAUGGAUCAACCCGGGAAUGUUACCCUGCCUGCUGGAUUACAUGACACUACAAGGAUAGGCUAUUACAGAAACUACCUUACUGAGCUAAAGAAAGCAAUUGACAAUGGAGCUAAUGUUGUUGGCUACUUUGCAUGGUCUCUGGUCGACAACUUUGAAUGGAGGUCAGGUUACACCGCAAGGUUCGGUUUGGUUUAUGUGGAUUAUGCAGACCUCAAGAGGCACCUGAAAAUGUCGGCUUACUGGUUCCAGAAGAUGCUUCAACGUGAUCGGAAAAACUAAGAGAUCAGCCUGAUUGCUAGAUCUGAGGCAGACCAUGAUAAGGAUCUAGCAGCACUAGUAGAACUAGCUUUAGUAUCAGUUUCUUUAGCAGCUAGACUGCAGUAGUCAGAAAAUUUCUUUCAUUUUGUUUGGUUUGUUCCCUCAGCUAA